Drosophila subobscura is the source of this 1335-nucleotide messenger RNA. RefSeq lists its product as uncharacterized. Lineage: Eukaryota; Metazoa; Arthropoda; Insecta; Diptera; Drosophilidae. The annotation marks the transcript as partial. The transcript has 4 exons. The record is from RefSeq and is a predicted model, not a curated record.
CAGCUACAGGAGCAGCUACAGCUACAGGAGCUGUCAGCCAUUGCGGCGAAUAAUUAUGCUCAAACGCAACGCGUGCAUUAUCCCAACCAUUACUAUCCGAACCAUUACCAUUACCAGCAACAGGGGCGACCGCUGCUGGCCGCCGGCAGCAGCCACAACGGUGCUUAUGCAGGCACUGCAUCAUCCAGCGGACAUUCCGGCUAUGGCGGCAUCGAGCCAUCGGUGGAGUACGAAUUGCAGCAGACGCCACCCUCGGGCAGCUUCUCCUCGUAUCACGCCAGUGCUGGCAGUGCGCCCGCACAUCCGCCCGCACAUCCGCCCCAUCCGCCUCAUCCUCCCCCGAAGGCACCGCCACCAACGAGGAGCUCGGGCAAGAAAUCGAAGAAGAGCUCCGGCACGGUGAUGUCCGCGCUGACGCUUCUCUCGUUCUUCUUCUUUCUGAAUCUGCUGCAGAACUGCAUCAAGGAUCACAUGUCCGAUAUGAAUCCCACCGUUAUGGUGCUCACGGACAACGGCGGUCGCAAUCGUUUCAAUAAAUUAGCCGAGAUGAACUCACGCGAACAAACCUCAUCGCCGACCCCAUCUUGGCAGCAGGCAGCCUUAGUACCCCUGCCCGAAACCGCGCCCGGACGACCCUACCCCGCCUCCAGUCCGUCGCCCGUUAUUGUUACGCCCACGGUGGUGCUGCAGUCGCCAUAUAGCGGCGCUGCUGCUGCUGCCGUGGUGACUAAUAAGCCCCAGUAUCACCAGCAGCAGCAACAGCACCACCAUCCUCACCAACAUCACGAUAAUCACAAUCCAGCAACGGACUCACAUCAUUAUCCACCACCCUCCAAUGCUGAUAAUGAUGAUGAUGUUGUUGAUGAUGUUUAUAAUUACGGGAAUCGGAGACCACGACCCCCACACCACCACCACCACCACCACCCAGAAACGACCGCCGCGGACUUCUAUCCUAAUCGCACAACACACAUUGACCACUCGUCCCGUCCCGACUUUGACUCCGAUUCAGAUUCCGAUUACUAUCAGCACCACUACUACCCCGAAAGGCAUCGCUACUCGGACUCCCGCCGCCACAGCAAUCCCAGCAAUCCCAGCAAUCCACGGCGUCCUUGGUCUUAUGGCAGCAGCAGCACCAGCAGCAGGCAACGCUACUCAUCCGCACCGUGGUCUUCAGCUUCGUUGGGCGCUCAGUCGGGCGUGAGCUCUUACUUGGAUAAUGCCCAGCGACGUCAAGGUGAUGAUGAUGCUGCUGCUGCUGACCAUGGCUAUGAUGAUGACGAUGACGAUGGUCGGCAUCGGCGACGCGGUGAUGCUUUCUAUACACGCAUUAAUUGA